GGCCGGGCCGGCGGGCUGCUGGCGCCUCCCCGCCUCCCCUCGUCUCCCCCUCCCCGCCGUCCCCUCAGUAACUUGGCCGCCUUUUAUCGGGCGAGCGGCGAGGCGAAGAGUUUAUUGGUGCCGGAGCCGCGGCGCGGCCGGGGCGGGGAGCGAGCGCGGCGGAGGGCGGGGGGGCCCGGCUCGGGCCCGUCCGGGACGAUGCUGCGGCUGGUGUCGCUGAAGUUGGGGCGGUUGUACCGCUACGUGAAGCUGGCGGUGCUGGGCAGCCUGGCGGCGGCGCUGGUGCUGAACACGCACUCGCUGCUGGCCUCGCUGCAGCGCAACGAGCUGUCGGAGCGGCGCUUCCUGCAGCUCAAUAAGUGCCCGGCCUGCUGGGGCACCAGCUGGUGCCGCAAGUUCCUGAACGGGCAGCUGCGGCUGGAGAGCUGGGGCCGCCUGCGCCUCUUCGACUUCUUCAACGUCAAGAACGUCUACUUCGCGCGCUACGGCGAGCCCCGCGAGGGCAGCCGCCGCGUCGUGCUCAAGCGCCUGGGCUCCGCGCAGGAGCUCGCCGACAUCGACACCAAGAUCUGUCGCCGCGCCACCGGCAGGGGCCGCUGCGACCUCCUGCAGGCCCUGCACGCCACCGAGUUCGCCAGCCUCAACGGCGACGUGCGCCUCCUCACCCCGGACGCCGUGGAGGGCUGGUCGGACCUGGUGCACUGCCCCUCGCAGCGCCUGCUCGACCGCCUGGUCCGCCGCUACGCCGAGACCAAGGACUCGGGCAGCUUCCUGCUGCGCAACCUGAAGGACUCGGAGCGCAUGCAGCUGCUCAUCACCCUCGCCUUCAACCCCGAGCCGCUGGUGCUGCAGAGUUUUCCGUCUGAUGAGGGUUGGCCGUUCGCAAAGUACUUAGGAGCAUGCGGAAGAAUGGUGGCUGUCAAUUAUGUUGGAGAAGAGCUGUGGAGUUACUUUAAUGCACCAUGGGAAAAACGAGUGGAUCUGGCCUGGCAAUUAAUGGAAAUAGCUGAACAGCUGACAAAUAAUGACUUUGAAUUUGCCCUCUACCUCCUUGAUGUCAGCUUUGACAACUUUGCAGUUGGACCGAGAGAUGGGAAAGUUAUCAUUGUAGAUGCAGAAAACGUUCUGGUAGCAGACAAAAGGUUCAUCAGACAGAAUAAACCUGAAAACUGGGAUGUGUGGUAUGAAAGCAAAUUCGAUGACUGUGACAAAGAAGCUUGUCUGUCCUUCUCGAAAGAGAUUCUUUGUGCUCGUGUCACUGUGGACCACAAUUACUAUGCUAUUUGUCAGAACCUUUUAUCAAGACAUGCCACAUGGCGUGGCACUUCUGGAGGACUACUUCACGACCCCCCAGCUGAAAUUGCCAAAGACGGCCGACUUGAGGCCUUGCUGGAUGAGUGUGCCAACCCAAAGAAGCGAUACGGUAGAUUCCAAGCCGCAAAAGAACUGCGUGAAUACCUUGCACAAUUGAGUAACAAUGUGAGGUAGUCCACAGUGAAAAUUAUUUGCAACACUGGCUAAAACACUAUUGCAGAGACACAUAGAAAAUGAAGUUUUAAACUUGUGCAUUAAAAAGAGAAAAUAAAAUAAAAAAAAGAAACUAGUUUAUCAGUUUUAUAAAUACCAUAAAAAUAUAAUUUUAUGGUGUUAUAAUGUUCCUUUGCAAACAGACAAGGUACUUACUGAAUCAAAACUUGAGCUACUAUUGACUCUCCUCCCUAACUGUUUAAAAGGGAGCAGGUCAAAAAAGACUGUGAGAGCUUCAUUGACAGCUUGUGUGUCAAAGGGUACUUUACAUAAAACUGCAUUUGUGUCACAGUUUUGUGAAGCUGAUGUUCUUACUUGGAAAGUCAAGUUAGACUGAUGGCCUGUUUUAAAGGCCUUUUUCCUGACAUCAUUGUCUCAUUUUUGUGUUUGUUUAAACACCUUGAAGUGGCAUUUACAUCCAGGUAAAUCUAGCUGUCUGCAUUGCUUCAAAUUUAACAGGCUUUCAUGUUAAUGCUGUGCAGUACAUUCCUACUGUGAGUGCAGGAUUCCCACAUUUACUGUCUAAUCUUAGGGGGUUUCACACUGUUUUACUAUGCUUAGACAUUGUGUGUUUUUUUUUAAGAUCAUCGUAAACUCAAAUGUCAUUUGAACUAACAUUCAUUUGAUGUAUUUUGUAGUUCUACCAUUGGAAAUAUCACUUAAUGUAAUUACUGUACAAAACUUCUACCCUUCAUCCCAGUAUAUACACAUGACUGUUUAGCGGGAAAUCAUGGUAUGAGCAAACUCUUAUUUUUAACAGAGAUAACUUUAGAGUUGGAGAGAGACUACAAUAAAAAGAUCUGUAUGAAUUUAAAUUGGGGAUAGAAUUUUGACUAAAAUAAAAAAAAAAAACAAAAACAAACACUAGUCCAGUGUAGUUGAGCAUAAACCAAAGAAAAUGGUUUUGUUUAUUAGCUUCUAAACAAAUAGUAAAGAAAAAAUCCUAUACUGUAGUGAAGCUGAUAAUUCCCAAAAUUUCAGUAGUCCUUGGUUACUCUCAAGAACUUCUAAAACUACGUGCUUAUGCUAGAAAAAAACACUAAUUUGAAUAAUAGUGUCUAGAAAGUUAGCAGUUUGUUUUACGUCAGUACCAAUUCUAUGGAAUUCAAGUAUAAUGGAGUUUACUGAAUAUUCAUCUUUUGGUUUACCAGCUAAAUUGAUUAAGGUGUAUUCACUCCAGUCGUCUUUACAUGAACCAAGUUUGACUAUUCCCAGUGCAGUUAAAAUUGACUUGUUGAGGUUUGUGUAAAUCUGGAGUUGUUCUUGUAAACUACAGUUUUUAUAAAAGCCUCAGUUACUGCUAUAAAAACUCACUUCAAAGCUUUCAAAGCUUGCUUCUUCCCCCCCGCCCCAACUACUCUAAUGCGUCACUUUCCUGAUGUCUCAUUCAUAAAAAGAUACAUUUAGGAAAUGUAUGCAUGUUCUUGUAACAGUAAUGAAGGAAACUAAUAUUUCCUAAAUGUGUGUUUGAUACACUAUUUCCUGCAAGCUAAAAAGAUUUCUGACCAAGGCAGUAAGUGCUGCCUUCAAGAGCAGAGUUUGUAUGGCUCAUACUGCAUCAAAAGACUGAUGGGAACUGCUGCUUUACCAAAUUGCUGCAAGUGCAAGGUGAGGGAGAUGGCAAACUCACUGACUGGACCUUCUUUCUCAAAGCUCAAAAAGUGGAGCCAUAUACAGAUGCAGAGUGCUUUUUGAUUUCUUACACAGCUCUAUUAGGAAUACUUUAGAAUACAAAAUUCUGACUUUAAGUCCUCUUUUCCUAUAUAGUCUUAAUUUGCUCUCAAUCCCUUGUCUCCUUUUCUGAUGGUAGAAUGCCCAAUGCAGCUUUCAGUUUUCAUUUCUCUCCUCCCGUCAUUUGAAAACCAUUUUACAUGCUUUCUCUGGCACAAGCUGUCAGAAAAGAUUUGUGUUAUUUUUCAUCAUAAAAUCCAGCUAUUUGAACAAAAUAGACUAACUCUCGGACUAGUUAAUACUACCCUACCAUAAAAGCCUUGACUUAUCACUAAAGUUGACUUUUAAACAUCUACCAUAUUUCCCAAUGAGUGAGUGGAGUGUGAUUGUCGAAGUUGUAGAAGAAACAAACACUGCCAGUUCUGGUUACAAGCCGAGGCAGUUCUGUAACUGUCAGGAUGUCCUAUCAGAUUUGGUUUGGGGUUUAGUUCCCUGAGAAAUAAGUUACUAAAGCUGAUUAGAAAAGGAAUUUGGAACUUUAAAAACAAAACAAACUACUACAGGGAAAAACACUGUGGAGAGCAAUAAAUCUUGUUCCGUUUGCACCUAUCAGAUAUUUAUUGUACAAUAACAAUUUAUAUUUUUAAUCAUUGCCCAUUAUUAUUGAUGAACAUGGUGAAAUAUUUUUGAAUGAGAUGUUUGGGGUUUGUAUGUGCAUUACAAUUGUCCUUUUGUACUGUAAGUUACUGUUUGAUUGGAAUAUUUUAUCAAAACUGUCUCCCUGUGCCUUUAUAUUACAAGAAAGUUGUUUCUGCAACUUUUAAUGAUAUUAAUAAAGAAUACUUUAAGAACCUCA
Molecule: messenger RNA, 4054 nt
Organism: Columba livia (rock pigeon)
Lineage: Eukaryota; Metazoa; Chordata; Aves; Columbiformes; Columbidae
Gene: DIPK2A
Product: divergent protein kinase domain 2A
Exons: 3
Coding region: 199-1488 (429 amino acids)
Biological process (GO): regulation of phosphatidylinositol 3-kinase/protein kinase B signal transduction; cardiac muscle cell proliferation
Cellular component (GO): COPI vesicle coat
Source: RefSeq, a predicted model, not a curated record